CUGAAUAAAGGAGCGGCCAACGGGGGGAUGGCUCAGUUCCAGGAAAUGAUGCGGCAGCAGCUGGAAAGCUCGAUGAACGCAGAGCUGGAGAAACUGCUGGACAGCACCGAGGGCUCAGAUAGAGAGGUGUCCAGGAAAGACUUUGAGGGUUUCAGGAAUCUUUUCCAAAGAUUUCUGCAGGUGAAGGGACCUUCAAUAGAGUGGAUCAAGAUACAAAGACCUCCAGAGGACUCGAUCCAGCCCUACGAGAGGAUCUUGGGCCGCGGCCUGCCGAACAGCGUGGCCGACUGCCUGAACAAGCUGGUGGUGGUGAAGCUGAACGGAGGCCUGGGGACCAGCAUGGGCUGCAAGGGCCCCAAGAGCCUGAUCAGCGUCCGCAACGAGAACACCUUCCUGGACCUCACCGUGCAGCAGAUAGAGCACCUGAACAAGACCUACAACACAAACGUGCCGCUGGUCCUCAUGAACUCCUUCAACACGGACGAAGACACGAAGAAGAUCCUGCAGAAGUACACACACCACCGCGUCAAGAUACACACCUUCAACCAGAGCAGGGUGGUGCAGGAUGUGGAGGUCCACGGUGGCUCCCAGGUUGUCGAUGUUGGACACGAAGAUGUACUCCUUGCCCUGAGCGAUCAGCUGGUCCAUGAGCCCCGAGUUGUAGAAGCUGGCGUAGAUGUCUCCGUGCCCCGGGGGGUACCAGCCCUCUGCACUCUGCCCCGUCAUGCUGAGGCUGGUGGAGACCGGGAGGAGCGACUCUUUGUUGAUGCGAGGACGCUGGACGGCGGGCAGAACGUGGUCCAGCUGGAGACGGCGGUCGGGGCGGCCAUUAAAUGUUUCGAUAACGCUCUGGGCAUCAACGUGCCGCGCAGCCGCUUCCUGCCGGUGAAGACGACCUCCGACCUGCUGCUGGUGAUGUCCAACCUGUACAGCCUGGACGCCGGCUCGCUCACCAUGAGCCCCCGCAGAGAGUUCCCCACCACGCCCCACGUGAAGCUGGGCAGCUCCUUCACCAAUGUCCAGGAGUAUGUGAAUCGCUUCGAGAGUAUCCCUGACAUGCUGGAGCUCGACCACCUGACCGUGUCCGGAGACGUCACCCUCGGGAAAAACGUUUCACUAAAGGGCACCGUCAUCAUCAUCGCUAACCACGGGGAUCGUAUUGAUAUUCCAGCCGGCUCCAUGCUGGAGAACAAAAUAGUUUCUGGAAACCUGCGCAUCAUGGACCACUGACGCCUUCUUCACACACUAAAACACCCUCAUCAUGUGACCUUGUCAGCUUUAUCCCAGUCAUGUGACCUGUUUCCUGACAGCGCGAGGAGGAUGAUUGAUUGCAUCUGCAGUGCUGCUUUGAAGCCGGGAUACGGCGCCCUCUGCUGGCUGUUUACUAUAUUAUACACCUUAAAGCUGUCAUGUUAAAUAAUGACCUGUAUGCAUGAUAGAUAGAACAACCAACAAUCUGAUUUUGACUGUUAGUUCCUGCCAAAAAGGACUCGAACUAGCUCAAAAAAACAGAAACAAGUAGAUUUGUAUUGUCAUCUUUAUGUGCUCCUAUAGCACUGCUAAUGCAAUCACAUAGUGUUCUUACAUGAGGGGUAAAGUCGUGAAGUGAUGGAAGAGUUUAACCAUUUAUUUCAAGUGCAGAGACCUCCCUGUAGUGGCAAUUCAACAGCAAAUCACGCUGCUGGAGUACAUUUUAGCGGCCAAUACACCGAAACAAAUCAACAUAAAUAAUACGAACUUACAGUUUUAUAUGUUUUUUGUUUGUUUGAGGUUUGACUGGUGCUGUUUUCAAUAUUUAAUCUUGUUGUCCCGUCUUCUUUCUAAUGUAUAACUGCAGCAUUUGGGGAAUUAUUGCCAGUAGUGGAAGAAAACACACAUUGAUUUGCAUUUCCUUUGUGAAAUUGACUUUGUUUAGUCUGUUGUCUCUUGUAGUAAAAAUGAACUGAAAGUAGCUUAGUAAAUCUGAGUGAAAUUGAUAAUUUAUUUCAGUGACAUCUUGAACAUAUUGCUAGUCAAAUUUAACAUUUUUAAUAUAAAUAUUUGAAUCAGAGCAGCUUCAGUUUUUACAUGACUGCAAUAAAUAAUUACUUUUACAACCAUCUCUAGAAUCAAGUCUCAAGUGAAGUGAAAAAUGAAUAGUCAACUUCCUUCCAGAGCAAAGUGUAAAUAAGACUUCUUCUGGGUAUUUUCCAGGUUUGACUGAAAAGCUCCCGAGUGUUUGUAACUCAGAGGAGAAACUAGCGUGUGUCUCUCCACUGUAAUGAUCCAUAUCCAGGCACGACUACAAUGCCAUGAGAUAAUAUGUAAUAACUGAUAUAUAACGUUAAAUUAAAGGCCUUUCUUUGUUAUGUCCCUGCGUGAUGUAGACCAUGAGAAAUACCACAAUGUUGUGUAUUAUUUUUGUUGUUGUUCCACAUUGUGAUGUUGUGUGAAACCUCAUGCCUGCACUUCAGUAUCAAAUCUCUCCUGUCGCCUCUGUCCACCUACACACAGCAAAGACAGGAGGUGCAACACACACACACACACACACACACACACACACACACACACACACACACUCAGACGGUAGACAUGUUCAAAAUACAAAGUAUGAAGUGUGAGAAUACUUGAGAUGGGUCCACGGACCGAAAGCCUGAAAGAAAAUAAGUGUUGAACUGUGACGGAGGACUCAGUUCUGCCUCCUCAGAGUCUGAAUAAAGUUGCAAUGAUGAAAUAAUGA
This is a messenger RNA of Notothenia coriiceps (black rockcod), 2719 nucleotides long. RefSeq names its product UDP-glucose pyrophosphorylase 2b (gene ugp2b). Gene Ontology annotation, molecular function: UTP:glucose-1-phosphate uridylyltransferase activity. The record is from RefSeq and is a predicted model, not a curated record. Lineage: Eukaryota; Metazoa; Chordata; Actinopteri; Perciformes; Nototheniidae. Gene Ontology annotation, biological process: UDP-alpha-D-glucose metabolic process. Bases 28 to 1230 code for a protein of 400 amino acids. The transcript has 8 exons.